AACAUUCGCUGCUGUGGCACCGCGGUGAACAGGCGAUGGGUGAGUAGAAGCCGAGUCUGGGACCGUCUCAGCUCCACACAUGCUGCGGUGGACGCCAGCAGCCUGACCGGAGGCCGACGCCGCGCAGUCGCUGCUCGCAGCCGCAGCCGCAGACGCAGACGCAGACAUGGAGAGGUUUUAUUCAAUGCAGAACGUCCAGACGGAAAACGAGACCAAGGUUAAAGAGUCCUUCAAGUUCGUGUCGGAGGGGAAGAAAAAUCCUUGGCGCGAUGGCAACGAGGGGCGAUCGGAGCUCUCCUGCUCCCUGAGCGUCAGCAGCGUGUCCUACACAGUCAGUGAACGCGUGGGUCCAUGGUGGGAUUUACCCUCCUACAGGAAGAGAUGGAGUCGCCAGAUCCUCAACGGCGUCUCCUUCCACGUGGACAGUGGGGAGAUCAUGGGCAUUCUGGGAAACUCAGGCUCGGGGAAAACCACACUGCUGGACGCGAUCGCGGGGAGGAUCGGGAGGCAGGGGAGGCUUCUGGGUGAGGUCUACAUUAAUGGCAGGAAGCUGAAGAGGGAGGAGUACCAGGACUGUUUCUCCUACGUCCUGCAGAGUGAUAACCUGUUGAGUUACCUGACAGUGGAGGAGACUCUGACCUACACGGCCCAGCUAGCCCUGAGGAAACACUCGGCUAAAGCCAUCAAGAAAAAGGUGUCGGCGGUGAUGGCUGAGCUGAGUCUGAGUCAUGUGGCGCACAGCGUUAUAGGAGGUCGCGUCUUCCCAGGGAUCUCAGGGGGUGAGAGGAGACGAGUGUCCAUCGCCAGUCAGCUGCUUCAGGACCCGAGAGUGAUCCUAUUGGACGAGCCCACCACCGGCCUGGACAGCAUGACGGCCAAUCAGAUCGUGGUGCUGCUGGCGGAGCUGGCGCGGAGGAACCGUAUCGUCAUAGUAACCAUCCACCAGCCGCGCUCGGAGCUCUUCAGGGUGUUCAGCAGAAUCGCUAUAAUGAGCCGUGGAGAGCUGGUGUUUUGUGGGCAGCCACAGGAGAUGGUGGACUUCUUCAGCCAAUGUGGAUACGAGUGUCCAGAGUACUGCAACCCCUUCGACAUCUACGUGGACUUCACCUCCGUGGACACUCGCAGCAGCGACAGGGAGGCAGCCACGUUCAGCCGCAUGCACGAGAUCACGUCCUCCUACCAGCGCUCGGCCAUUUUCCAGAGGAUGCUGGAGCAGGCGGAGCAGAGCCUGCAGCGGGCCGACAAGCCGCCCAUCCCCUUCAAGAGCAAAGAGUCCCCCAGCGGCGCCGCCAAGCUGGAGGUUCUGCUCAGGCGCACGGUGAGGAACCUGUCCAGAGACAGGAUGGGGGUUCUGAUGCGGCUGUCCCAGAACCUGAUCUACGGGCUCUUCGUGGUCUUUUUCGUCACGCGUUUGAACAACGACGUCAACAAAGGCGCGGUGCAGGACCGGAUCGGCAUCAUCUACCAGAUGGUGGGGGCCUCUCCCUACACCGGCAUGCUGAACGCCGUGGCCCUCUUCCCAGCGCUGCGAGCCAUCAGCGAUCAGGAGAGUCAGGAUGGUCUGUACAGCAAAUGGCAGAUGUUCCUAGCCUACAUCUUCCACAUUCUGCCCUUCAGCAUCGUCAGCGUCUUCAUCUUCUCAUCCUUUCUGUACUGGACUGUGGGGAUGCAUCCCGACAGCCUGCGCUUCCUGUGCUUCAGUGCCGUGGUCCUGGUGCCACACAUUAUAGGUGAGUUGCUCACUGUGGUGCUGUUAGGUGUGGUCCAAGAUCCCAACAUGGUCAACACUGGAGUGGCUCUGCUGAACAUAGCGGGGAUCCUGGUGGGAUCCGGCUUCCUAAGAAGCACUCAGCAGAUGCCAGUGGUCUUCCAGUGGCUCAGCUACCUGACCUUCCAGAAGUACAGCUGUGAGCUGCUCAUAGUCACAGAGUUCUACGGACUUGACUUCACAUGCAACGUUUCCAGACCUUUGCCUGGAGCCUGCAUGGUCACUCAUGGCAAUCAGAUCAUUGAUGAGGGCUAUCCUGGGGCUCCAUCUCGAUACGCACUGGACUUCCUUCUACUUUAUGCCUUUCUCCCUGCCCUCCUGCUGCUGGGCAUGAUCACCUUCAAGAUCCGAGACAAACUUGUGCAUCACUAGAACCACAGACACAUAUUUGUGGGAAAACCUCUGUGUAAACAGAAAGAGCUCGGUUCAGGUGUCUAAAUUUUCUAAUUUUAAAAUUUCUUUAAAUUAAAGAAGUAUGAUGUUGUUAAAUAGGUUGAGUUAUACUUCAGUACUAAUAUUAAAAUGUAUUAUAAAUAAACCUGCUGUUUUAUCCUUAAGCUGAGAUGAACAGAUUCAACAAACGUUUCUGUACACUUUCUAAAUGGAACAAUAUUUGCACUAAUUUCAAAUGACUGUUUUUUGUA
This is a messenger RNA of Betta splendens (Siamese fighting fish), 2412 nucleotides long. It is a transcript of the gene abcg5, whose product is annotated as ATP-binding cassette, sub-family G (WHITE), member 5. The record is from RefSeq and is a predicted model, not a curated record. Gene Ontology annotation, cellular component: plasma membrane. The transcript has 14 exons. Gene Ontology annotation, molecular function: ATP hydrolysis activity; ATP binding; ABC-type transporter activity. Gene Ontology annotation, biological process: cholesterol homeostasis. Bases 167 to 2140 code for a protein of 657 amino acids. NCBI's taxonomy places the organism in Eukaryota, Metazoa, Chordata, Actinopteri, Anabantiformes, Osphronemidae.